AUAUAUAUAUAUAUAUAUAUAUAUAUAAUCCAACAAAUUCGCCAUCACAUAUGCUUCUCAAAGUUUGUAGAUUUGAGUCGAGGAGAAUCCUAAACUCCAGUAAGUAUCAUUCGAACUACUUUUUUUUCAUGUAAUUCUGUGUAGUUAUUGGUAUUUGGUAGUGUUUCUGGGUCACUAAUGGCGACAGAGGUUGAAGAUGGUCGCAAUAAGCUUGAGUACCUCUCUCUGGUCUCCAAAAUCUGCGAUGAACUCGAGACCCAUCUUGGGUUGAAAGAAGACGAUAAGCAAAACAAGGCAGUAGCUGAUUUUAUUAUUGAAUUGGGCCGGAAUUCUGAGACGGUGGAGGAAUUCGACUCUAAUUGGAAGGAGAAUGGCUGUGACGAGAUGCCCGAUUACUUCGUCCGUACUCUUUUGACGAUCAUUCACGCGUUUUUCCCAUCAAAGUCGGAGCAGAAAUUGAAGAAGGGAAGCGCUUCCGAUGCUAAGAAAACAAAGUACGGCGCUUUAGCGAUUGCGGAUAGUAAGGACAGAAUAAAGGAUCUUGAAACCGAGAUCGAAUUGGAGAGAAGGGAGGAAAAGGUCCUAGAAGUGGGCGCAGAUAGGCGUGGAGACAGGGAUAGAAUCAGUAGCUAUAGGGAUAGCGAUAUUGAUAGACACAGAGAUAGAUAUGAUAGAAAGAGGAGCAGUGAAGGAGAUUACAAAGAGGAUGAUUUUGGGGAUAGUGGAAGGCACAGGGAUCAACAUGACAGGCAUAGAAGAGAUGGUUUCGAAGUGAAGCGGCAUGUUAGAGAGGAUGCUGAGGAGUAUGGGAGUCGAAGGAACAGGAAACAUGGUGGUAUAGAUGAGCCUGAACUGUACCAAGUGUAUAAAGGGAGGAUAUCAAGAGUGAUGGACACUGGUUGUUUUGUGCAAUUGAAUGAUUUUAGAGGGAAGGAAGGUUUGGUUCAUGUUUCUCAGAUUGCAACUAGGAGGAUUUCAAAUGCCAAGGAUAUUGUGCAGCGGAAUCAGGAGGUUUAUGUGAAGCUGAUUUCAGUUUCAGGGCAGAAGUUGAGUUUUUCGAUGAGGGAUGUUGAUCAGGAUACUGGUCAGGAUUUACUUCCUUUGAAGAAGAGCUCUGAGGAUGAUGCAUUUAGGAGCAACCCAUCAGGGUCCAAGGAUGGCCCAAUUGCAAGGACUGGACUUUCAGGGAUUAGGAUAGUGGAGGAGGGGGAUAGUGAUACUGUUCCAUCACGCAGGCCGCUGAAGAGAAUGAGUUCGCCGGAGCAAUGGGAGGCCAAACAGUUGAUUGCUUCAGGCGUUUUGAGUGUUCAAGAAUUUUGUGGUGAAGAAGGGGAUGAAGUAUUGUAUCAGGAAGAGGGCACUGAAGAAGUACUUGAUGUUGAGCUGAAUGAGGAUGAACCAGCGUUUUUGCAAGGGCAGACCAGGUACUCGGUUGAUAUGUCACCCGUGAAGAUAUUUAAGAAUCCGGAAGGUUCGUUGAGCCGUGCUGCAGCACUACAAUCUGCACUAAUAAAAGAAAGGAGAGAAGUUCGUGACCAACAGCAAAGGAUGAUGCUUGAUUCAAUACCUAAGGAUCUUAACCGUCCAUGGGAAGACCCAAUGCCAGAGACUGGUGAGAGACAUCUUGCACAAGAGCUUAGGGGUGUUGGCUUGUCAGCUUAUGACAUGCCCGAAUGGAAGAAGGACGCUUUUGGAAAAGCAGUGACCUUUGGGCAGAGGUCAAAACUCUCCCUCCAGGAACAAAGGCAGAGCUUGCCAAUUUACAAGUUAAAGAAAGAGUUGAUUCAGGCCAUGCAUGACAAUCAAGUUCUCGUAGUCAUUGGUGAGACGGGUUCAGGUAAGACUACACAGGUAACACAAUAUCUUGCUGAGGCAGGUUACACUACAAGGGGUAAGAUUGGGUGUACUCAACCCCGUAGGGUGGCUGCUAUGUCUGUUGCUAAGAGGGUCGCUGAAGAAUUUGGUUGUCGUCUUGGGGAGGAAGUUGGGUAUGCUAUUCGUUUUGAGGAUUGCACUGGACCAGAUACUGUAAUCAAGUACAUGACAGCUGGUAUGCUUGUUAGAGAGAUUCUGAUUGAUGAAGAUCUCUCGCAGUAUUCUGUCAUAAUGCUUGAUGAAGCUCAUGAAAGGACAAUCCACACUGAUGUUCUCUUUGGAUUGCUGAAGAAACUUAUUAAGAAGAGACCUGAUCUUCGAUUGAUCGUCACAUCUGCUACAUUAGAUGCAGAGAAAUUUUCAGGGUAUUUCUUCAACUGUAAUAUCUUUACAAUUCCGGGGAGAACGUUUCCAGUGGAGAUACUGUACGCAAAACAGCCAGAAAGUGAUUAUCUGGAUGCAUCUUUGAUCACUGUACUGCAGAUCCACUUAACAGAACCUGAAGGUGACAUACUUCUCUUUUUGACUGGCCAGGAGGAGAUUGAUUUUGCAUGCCAAUCUCUUUACGAGAGGAUGAAAGGGCUCGGUAAAAAUGUUCCUGAAUUAAUUAUUUUACCCGUUUAUAGUGCCCUUCCUAGUGAAAUGCAAUCGAGGAUAUUUGAACCUGUCCCCCCAGGGAAGAGAAAAGUGGUGGUGGCAACCAAUAUUGCUGAGGCUUCUCUGACUAUCGAUGGUAUAUUUUACGUGAUUGAUCCUGGAUUUGCGAAACAAAACGUAUACAAUUCAAAGCAAGGGCUUGAUUCACUGGUCAUAACCCCUAUUUCACAGGCAUCGGCCAAACAACGAGCAGGUCGUGCUGGGCGUACUGGACCUGGAAAAUGUUAUCGUCUCUACACUGAGAGCGCUUAUCGUAAUGAGAUGUCUCCUACCUCAAUCCCAGAAAUUCAAAGGAUAAAUUUAGGAACAAUAACACUCGCAAUGAAAGCCAUGGGAAUAAAUGAUCUCCUGUCUUUUGAUUUUAUGGAUCCUCCUUCACCCCAAGCUCUCAUUUCUGCAUUGGAACAGCUGUAUACUCUAGGAGCUCUGGAUGAGGAGGGGCUUCUGACUAAAUUGGGUAGAAAAAUGGCAGAAUUUCCUCUUGAACCGCCACUAUCUAAGAUGUUACUGGCCGGCGUUGACCUUGGGUGUAGUGAUGAGAUCUUGACAAUAAUUUCCAUGAUUCAAACUGGGAACAUCUUCUACAGGCCUAGAGAAAAACAAGCACAAGCUGAUCAGAAGAAGGCAAAGUUUUUCCAACCUGAGGGAGACCAUUUGACUUUACUUGCUGUAUAUGAGGCUUGGAAAGCAAAAAAUUUCUCAGGGCCUUGGUGUUUUGAGAACUUUGUUCAGGCUCGUUCUUUGAGGAGGGCGCAGGAUGUUCGAAAACAGCUUCUCGCCAUCAUGGAUAAGUAUAAGUUGGACAUAGUGAGUUCUGGAAAGAACGUAACGAAGAUAAGGAAAGCAAUCACUGCCGGGUUCUUUUUCCAUGCGGCGAGGAAGGAUCCACAAGAGGGUUACAAGACCUUAGUUGAGAACCAGCCUGUUUACAUCCAUCCAAGCAGUGCAGUAUUCCAGAGGCAGCCAGACUGGGUCAUCUACCAUGAGCUAGUAAUGACCACAAAAGAAUACAUGCGUGAAGCAACUGUGAUUGAUCCAAAGUGGCUUGUGGAACUGGCACCAAGGUAUUUUAAAUCAACUGAUCCCACAAAAAUGAGCAAGCGCAAGCGUCAAGAACGCAUUGAACCACUCUAUGAUAGAUAUCAUGAGCCAAAUUCUUGGCGUCUUAGUAAAAGGCGUGCAUAGAGUUCCUAUGAUGUCAAUGGAUCUUGGAUCUUUGUAUAGUUUUGUGUAACUUUGUAUUUAGUAUUACUUAUGACUCUAUGUUUACCACUUUUGUAACUUACCUAUGUUGGUUGAUAAUGCAAAAUAAAGUUAUGCUCAUUUGGCGA
Molecule: messenger RNA, 3863 nt
Organism: Tripterygium wilfordii
Lineage: Eukaryota; Viridiplantae; Streptophyta; Magnoliopsida; Celastrales; Celastraceae
Product: probable pre-mRNA-splicing factor ATP-dependent RNA helicase DEAH5
Exons: 2
Coding region: 178-3717 (1179 amino acids)
Biological process (GO): spliceosomal complex disassembly; mRNA splicing, via spliceosome
Cellular component (GO): catalytic step 2 spliceosome; intracellular anatomical structure
Molecular function (GO): RNA helicase activity; ATP binding; RNA binding
Source: RefSeq, a predicted model, not a curated record